Molecule: messenger RNA, 2503 nt
Organism: Triplophysa dalaica
Lineage: Eukaryota; Metazoa; Chordata; Actinopteri; Cypriniformes; Nemacheilidae
Gene: metrnlb
Product: meteorin like, glial cell differentiation regulator b
Exons: 4
Coding region: 326-1189 (287 amino acids)
Biological process (GO): energy homeostasis; positive regulation of brown fat cell differentiation
Molecular function (GO): hormone activity
Source: RefSeq, a predicted model, not a curated record
AUAUAUAUUCUGCAUAGUUUUAUGAUAAUACGUGUCUUUUUGUGACUGUAGAAACCUUUACUGCCCCUCAUUUGAUUAAUAAAUAUAGUUACUUUCGACGCGUCACUCACAGUGUGGGCGUGUCAGUGCGGAAAGGGGGCGUGGUUUGUGUAUUCGUCGCGUGUGGGUGAAAGUAUCUGCGGGUUUAACUUCAGUAUCUGUCGGGUUUCGGUCUCGCACACACGAGCGCUUGAUUGUGGAUUUAUCUUUGAGUGCAUCACCUCAUGAACAGAUCAUGAAGUAGUUUCAGAUGAUUCAUUGAGCAGAUCUUAAAGGCUUUUAAAGGAUGUUUUUGGUAACACUUUUAUCAGCUUUAGUUCUGAGUGGAUCUGCACAAUACUCCAGUGACCAGUGCAACUGGACGGGAAGCGGGCUUACGCACGAGUCUCACACCCGGGACGUGGAGCAGGUUUACCUGCGCUGUGCCGAAGGCUCUCUGGAGUGGCUCUAUCCCACAGGCGCCAUCAUCGUCAACCUUCGACCCAACCUGCAGACGUCUGCGGGAUCCGGCGAGCGCCUGCACGCAUGCAUCAAACCUCACGUUGACUCGCGAGGGGCCGCGCUGUACGUGGAGCGCGCCGGAGAGCUGAGAUCGCUGCUGUCAGAGGCGGAGCAGGCCGCCGGUCACGUGCGCUGCUUCAGUCUCCAGGAGGGGGCGCUGUUUGUGGAGGCGACCGCACAGCGGGACAUCAGCAAGAGAAUCACAGCGUUUCAGUAUCAGCUGAUCUCAACCCAGAUGACGGGAGAUGAGCUCUACUCGCCCACAGCUUCAUGUAAACGCUGCAGUGAUGAAGAGGUGCUCAUGGAUCUGUGUGCCAGUGACUUCGCGGUGCGUGGCAGUAUUCAGAGGAUCGAGGAGGAGGAUGAAAAUCAGUUCACAGCUGUGGUGUCAUUGAGUCACGUGUAUCGUCAGAAGAGUCGCGUGUUCGUGUCCGGCGGCGGGGGACGCGGGCGUGGUCGGUGGACGGGUCAGGUGAAGAUCUCACAGCGGUGCGGCCCUCGGGCAGGACAGGGCGAGUUUCUUCUGACGGGAGCUGUGAGGUUUGGAGAAGCCUGGGUGGGAUGUUCUCCUCAUUAUGAAGACUUUCUCAAACUCUACCGCUCGGCGCUGGAGUCAGGGACAAACCCGUGUCAUAUAGACAUGGAUUGAAACAAACCGACGAUCACAUCAUCUUACGCAAGAAAUCGUAAUGGUCCUUAAAAUACUUCAUUUAUAUGAAGUUUAAUAUAAAGCCUUAUUUAUUUCUUAAAAUAGUGGAGUGAUGUUUGAUAAAGAAAUGUUGUUGACAGGUUUCGAGAGGUCGGUGAUUCUGUCCAUCUCUGAUUCCAGAGCAACAGAAGUUUUUGUUUUGUUUGUUUUCGUUGCCAGAUUUCUUGCAUAUGAAACUGAUAUUAAGAAAGUGUGUUGUAACACUUGUGAAUCAGAGUUUAUGAAACUGUUCUCUUGCUGAGAAGAGAGCUUUGGUGCUUUUGUUAAAAGCUUUGUUUAUAGUCCGAGCGGUCGAUUCUCCAGACCGGGUUCUUGUGUCUAUGUGUGUUUGGAUGCUGAAAUGUGCGUUCUGUGUAUAGUUUCAUGAGUUACCUUUUCUGCUCCAUUACUUAAUUAAAACAAACUGUGGAUGAUUCAUAAGUGUGAUGUUUUUUGGGCCUCCUUAAGUGAGGAGAAAAUUGCCUUCCUCUGUGAUCAGUUUUUUUUUCAUUUCCUUCAUGAUGGAAAAUGUUCAAUGAAAAACCUGCUGAACAAGUUUAGUCAAACUGUCAACGUUUAAUAUCAGUGAGAUGGACUUUUUAACCUCAUAUGAUUUUGAGAUCCAAGCAAUCAUUAAUCCUUCAUGCAAAAUAUUUCAGGCCAAAGUUUCUCUGAGCUGGAAUUUACUGCAGUUUUCCCCCAAAUGAAUGCCAAGUUGGACUCUACGACUACGACUGUGAUGUUUCUUGAAUUAUUUAUUGUUGAAUCAUUAUUUUAUUGCGCUGAUUUUGUCUGAGUUUGGCUUUUAGAAAGCAGAGUAUCAGAUUUAUAGUGUAAUAGUUUAGAUUUAUAGUCUGAGAUGUAUCUGGAAAAUGAAGUUUUGGGCAGCAUAAAAGUUUUGGUUUCAGACUCUGGAGAAGCAAACAGAUGGAAGGAGAGAGAGUGUUUCUUUUGCUUCUAGAUACUGGGCAAACGUCCCUCUAUUCAUUCAACAUCUCACACACACACACAAGAAUGAGACUGCGCUGUCAUUACAUGAAAACCAUGACAACAGACAAUCGUUUCCAUGGACACGCUGUUCUCAUGAUGUCAUGGCGGCAUUGUCCUAAGUUCAGAGAACUUUGUAUGUGACCGUGAGUUCCUGUAUCGCAGCCGAUCAGAGACGGGCAGACGGCCAGACAGUCGACCGAGAAUGAGAACAGGCUAAAAGAAAAUGUCUUUUGCUUUUGUGUGGAAUGCAUUAGUAAUUUCAUUUGAGUGUGUGUAUGUGUGUUU